CCCUCCCACCCUCUCGUCCAGCUUGAGGAAGUUCGAUUCGCUGACUGAGCUGGGUUGUGAGAGAGUUGGACGAAGAGGAAUUACUCAGAAGGAACAAAACAAUUACAAAACAUUGCAAAUAAAAUAGAUAAAAAAAAGUUCAAGCUAACUAAUCACGCGAAGCCGUAAAAGAGGAAUUUCCAUUAAAUAUAAGACCGAAAGCUGCAGACAUGAAUGACCAGCAGCUGGACUGUGCCCUUGAUCUGAUGAGGCGUCUGCCUCCCCAGCAGAUUGAAAAGAACCUCAGCGAUCUCAUCGACCUAGUUCCCAGUCUUUGUGAAGACCUGCUGUCCUCUGUGGACCAGCCACUGAAGAUUGCACGUGACAAAGCUGUGGGCAAGGACUACCUGCUGUGUGACUAUAACCGUGAUGGUGACUCCUAUAGGUCACCGUGGAGUAACAAGUAUGAGCCGCCCAUAGAUGAUGGUGCUAUGCCUUCUGCCCGCCUGCGCAAGCUGGAAGUGGAGGCUAAUAACGCAUUUGACCAGUACAGAGAUCUGUACUUUGAAGGUGGGGUGUCGUCAGUGUAUCUGUGGGACUUGGAUCAUGGCUUUGCGGGAGUCAUCCUCAUCAAGAAGGCGGGGGAUGGCUCUAAGAAGAUCAAGGGCUGCUGGGACUCCAUCCAUGUGGUCGAAGUGCAGGAGAAAUCCAGUGGACGUACAGCUCACUACAAACUGACCUCCACUGUCAUGCUCUGGCUACAAACCACCAAGACAGGUUCCGGCACCAUGAACCUGGGCGGCAGCCUGACUCGACAGAUGGAGAAGGAUGAGACCGUAGGAGAGUCUUCUCCGCAUAUUGCCAACAUCGGCCGCCUUGUGGAGGAUAUGGAGAAUAAAAUUCGUUCUACCCUGAAUGAAAUCUACUUUGGAAAAACAAAGGACAUCGUCAAUGGUCUAAGAUCUAUUGAUUCUCUGCCUGAUAACCAAACAUACCGUCAGCUCCAGAAGGAGCUCUCCCAGGUCCUCACCCAGCGCCAGAUCUACAUUCAGCCAGACAAUUAGGGCUGGAGGAGUAUACAGACACUGGCAGACAAGUCGAUGCAGGAGGCUCUGAAAAACGACCUGAUGGUGGCGCUCAAACGCAAACAGCAGAGUUAGAGCGCUUUGUCUUCAUUUCUGUUGCGGUCUUCCAUGCUUUUUUUGUUUUGUUUCACCUUCUAUCCAAAGCUCUUUGUUUGUAUUUCCUCUUCAGCUCCCUCUCCUGCCAUUGCUCUCACCUUCAGCAUUCAUUUAAAUGAACAAAAAGCUUUUUAAAUGAGUCUUAUUGGAAACGUCUUUUAAGUCCUCAUUCUCAGUUUUGAUAAGUUAUAAAUAUCGGUGUUACAAAUAUUCUACACAGUAUAGUAAUAAUGUUAACUUCCUAAUGCUCAUGUACUGUUUGUCUCUUGGGGCAGUGAUACACUUUUCCCACCUAUUGAAUUUUCAAAGCAUAUAAGGGAUGGCUGAGUAGUUGGGUGAUGCUUUAAAGGUCAUUUUCACUAUUUAUUCUUGUAUUGAAUAUAUAUAUGACGUAUUUUUACCCAGUAUCUCCUUGGGAAAAAAAAAGUGCACAACACAGUUCCUGCUGUGAAGGGGUUGGCAAUACACGUCCAUUAUGAUCAUUGUUGUUAUCACUGUACUUGGUGGGAAAUCCCUGCCUUUCGCUUUUUCUGUUGUGAAUGACUGGAGUAAUGGGCAAGCAAAUGGGACAGUGAAUGAACAUAUAAUGAAUGCUCCUUUUAAUACUGUUUGGGUCUUGAAUUACUUUGUCUUGGGGGGGGGGGGGGCUUUUUUGGUUUCUAUUUAGGUACGUGUUUCUAUUUUCUUUUUUGUUUUUGUUUUUUUGUAAAGCUUAUUCAAGAAAUAGAGCCUCCAACUCCAAUAAACCCAGGUUAUUAUAUGGCAA
Brienomyrus brachyistius is the source of this 1926-nucleotide messenger RNA. Its product is annotated as F-actin-capping protein subunit beta isoforms 1 and 2. Gene Ontology annotation, cellular component: cytoplasm; F-actin capping protein complex. Gene Ontology annotation, biological process: barbed-end actin filament capping; cell morphogenesis; actin cytoskeleton organization. The record is from RefSeq and is a predicted model, not a curated record. NCBI's taxonomy places the organism in Eukaryota, Metazoa, Chordata, Actinopteri, Osteoglossiformes, Mormyridae. The transcript has 10 exons. The coding region runs from base 210 to 1043 and encodes 277 amino acids. Gene Ontology annotation, molecular function: actin filament binding.